Aplosporella prunicola CBS 121167 is the source of this 384-nucleotide messenger RNA. RefSeq lists its product as uncharacterized. The record is from RefSeq and is a predicted model, not a curated record. The transcript has 2 exons. The coding region runs from base 1 to 384 and encodes 127 amino acids. NCBI's taxonomy places the organism in Eukaryota, Fungi, Ascomycota, Dothideomycetes, Botryosphaeriales, Aplosporellaceae.
AUGGAGGCUCACAAAGAAACCAUCCGUCGGCUGUACCUCAAGGAGGACAAGACGAAGAAGGAAGUAAAAGAAGCCAUGGAAUCCAUGUACGGCUUCAAAGCAAGCGAAAAACAAUACGAGCGACAAUUCAAGAGAUGGGGUUUCCGGAAAAACUUGAAGGCUGAGGAGUGGAAGUUUGUGUCGAGACGGCUUGAGAAGCGGAAAAGAGAGGGCAAGGAGACAGAUUUGAAAAUCGACGGCAUCUUGGUCCCUAGGAAAAAGCUUCAAAAAGAGAUCGACAGGAAUUUUGAAACCGCCUUGGAGCGAUAUGAUCCUCGUAAGAAUUCUUUUGCAUCAGGGAUAAUUGCGGCGCUGACUUCGAACAACCAGAAAAACAUCGACUGA